This is a messenger RNA of Zygotorulaspora mrakii, 1158 nucleotides long. RefSeq names its product glycosyltransferase family 32 protein. Gene Ontology annotation, molecular function: mannosyltransferase activity. The transcript has a single exon. NCBI's taxonomy places the organism in Eukaryota, Fungi, Ascomycota, Saccharomycetes, Saccharomycetales, Saccharomycetaceae. The record is from RefSeq and is a predicted model, not a curated record. Gene Ontology annotation, biological process: mannosyl-inositol phosphorylceramide biosynthetic process. Bases 1 to 1158 code for a protein of 385 amino acids.
AUGAGGAAAGAGCUAAAAUACAUGAUAUAUGGUAACCUGACCAUAUUGGGUAUCAUCCUGUAUGUGACGUUCGACCUGCUGACACUGGCGAUUGACGAUACCUUCCAGGACGCGCUCAGGGAAGAGGAGCUUAACCCUCCCCAGGGCGCCGAGGAGAGGCCCAUGUUGAUUCCCAAGAUCAUCCACCAGACGUACAAGACGGAGGAGAUCCCGGACGUGUGGAAAGAGGGACAGCAGCGGUGUAAGGAUUUGCAUCCGGACUAUGAGUACAUCUUGUGGACCGACAAGAUGUCUGUGGAAUUCAUCGAGAAGGAGUACCCGUGGUUCCUGGACACGUUCAAGAACUACCGGUACCCCAUCGAGAGGGCGGAUGCGAUCAGAUAUUUCAUUCUGUCGUACUACGGGGGCGUGUACAUCGACUUGGAUGACGGGUGUGAGAGGAGUCUGGACCGGCUACUGACGGUGCCGGCAUUUGCACGUAAGACGUCACCCACAGGUAUCUCUAACGACGUUCUGGGGUCGGUGCCGGGCCAUCCAUUUUUCGACAAACUGAUGCACUCUCUGAAAAAAUACGAUAGAAACUGGCUCGUGCCCUACAUCACCAUCAUGGCGUCGACGGGCCCUCUCUUUGUCAGUAUGGUUUGGAAACAGUACAAGCGAUGGGGGGUGCCAAAGGACGGCGUGGUCAGAAUACUUCAGCCGGCCGAUUACAAGAUGCAUGCGAACUCGUUCUUCUCUAUCAGCAAGGGCUCUUCGUGGCACAUGGGUGACGCGAAGUUUGUGAAAUCGCUUGCUAACCACAUUUUGGCGUGCGUUGUUGCCGGGUUUGUGUUUGCGUUUUUUGUUCUUUACUCCGAGUAUUGCUUUUACUGUUGGCUAUGCUCAAGAUCAACUGCCAAGAAGAGUGCGGCGUCAUCGACAACAGCGACAAUAGCGGGAAAGGUUUUGAACUUCUUCCGCUCCAUUCCGAUGUGCAGCAGAGGGGUAAAUUUCGAUUCAACUGAAAGACUGGCCGAUGGUCAACUGUCGGAUCAACGCUCCUCAUUGAAUGAAAGACAGAGACAAAAUCGUAUAAGGAAGGACUCAAAUCUUCCUUUCAGCUUCCUACUCUCGGAUCUUGAAAAGAACGAUCCAAAUUUCACUGAUUUGAGCAACUGA